Molecule: messenger RNA, 1143 nt
Organism: Parascedosporium putredinis
Lineage: Eukaryota; Fungi; Ascomycota; Sordariomycetes; Microascales; Microascaceae
Source: the annotation of a GenBank genome assembly
AUGCAUCUCAAGGCCUCCACCCUCUUGACCCUCGGUCUCGCUGCGUCCGGCGCCGUUGCCGCCCCUCAGCGCCGCGCUUGCACUCCCAAGAGCCCCUUCGUCACCGUCAAGGAUGGCAAGUUCCAGCUCAAGGGCAAGGACUUUUACUUUGCCGGAAGCAAUGCCUACUACUUCCCCUUCACCGGCGUAAAACGCCACCUACGACCCCACCGGUCUCCCCAGUACGGCGGCGAGGGCGCCGCCACCGAGGUCGUCUUCCAGAGGUGGGACAACGGCAAGCCCACCAUCUCCAUCGAGGGCUUCGACAAGGUCGUCGACGCCGCCGAGAAGACCGGCAUCAAGCUCAUCGUCGCCCUCACUAACAACUGGGCCGACUACGGCGGCAUGGACAUGUACACCGUCAACCUUGGCGGCAAGUACCACGACGACUUCUACCGUCUCCCAUCAUCAAGGAGCACUUCAAGGCCUACGUCAAGGAGUUCGUCACCCGCUACAAGGACUCCCCGCCAUCAUGGCCUGGGAGCUCGCCAACGAGCCCCGCUGCGGCGCCGACGGCACCCGCAACCUCCCCGCAGCGACGACUGCACCGUCGAGCUCAUGACCGAGUGGAUCGACGAGAUGAGCAGCUUCAUCAAGACCCUCGACACCAACCACCUCGUCACCUGGGGCGGCGAGGGCGGCUUCAACAUCGAGUCCGACGACUGGGCCUACAACGGCGCCGACGGCGGCGACUUCGACCACGAGCUCAGCCUGCCCAACAUCGACUUUGGCGUCUUCCACUCCUACCCCGACUGGUGGAGCAAGACCGUCGAGUGGACCAACCAGUGGAUCCGCGACCACGCCGCCUCCGGCAGGAAGGCCGGCAAGCCCGUCGUCCACGAGGAGUACGGCUGGAUGACCGACCAGGCCCGCCUCGACACCCUCGGCCAGACCCGCAACGAGACCAGGCUCGAGGCCAUUGGCGGCUGGCAGCAAAUCUCCUUUGAGGAGAAGCUCUCCGACAUGUACUGGCAGUACGGAUACUCCGAGUACUCCUUUGGCCGCAACCACAACGACGGCUUCACCAUCUACCUCGAUGACGACGAGGCCCAGACCCUCGUUUACGAGAACGCUGCCCGCAUCAACUCCCUCAACGGCGCUUAA